This is a messenger RNA of Heterostelium album PN500, 3450 nucleotides long. RefSeq lists its product as uncharacterized. The transcript has 2 exons. The coding region runs from base 1 to 3450 and encodes 1149 amino acids. The record is from RefSeq and is a predicted model, not a curated record. Lineage: Eukaryota; Evosea; Eumycetozoa; Acytosteliales; Acytosteliaceae.
AUGGAAUCAAGUGGUCGACAAGAACAACAGCAUUCACAUGAGGAUGUCGAUCACACUCAACAACAACAACAACAACAACAACAACAACAACAACAACAAGAAUCAUCUACCAUCAAUGGUGAUUCAGUUGACCACAAUGUUGUAGUAGGCGAUGAAACUGAUAAUAAAUCAUCAGAAACAGUGAAAGAAAUCAAUGAGGAAAAAGAAAAGCUAAAUACAAUGGCUGCAGUGACAACUAAAUCCACUACGACAACAGCAGUAGCACCAAAGAAAACAGCUAGUAGUGUAAGUGCACCAACAAAGAGUGUUUUGGUAAAACAAAAUUCAGCGAAAUCAUUGAAUGGUAGCACAACCAGUACACUUUCCAGCACAACCGCUCCAAAGAGAGCAAGUCUGUCUGCUUUGUCAUCGACAAGAUCAUCAUCCAGUUCGUCAACAACAACCACCACCACCGCCACUACCACAACAACUGGUUCCACCACACCAAGAAAAUCGAUAUUCAGUAGUGCACCAUCAACUCCCAGUCCAAGUAAAUCGACAACAACAACAACAUCUUCUUCAUUAACAUCAAAAUCAACAACAUCAUCGCCAUCAGUUGUCAAAACAACUAGUAAAUCAACACCUACUACACCAAAUGGUACAACGACUCGUAGUUCAACAUUGACUUCGACUCCAACUCGUACAAGCAGCACAUUUGGAGGAUCACCAUUGAGAACCACUGGAGCAUUGUCAUCGCCACAACGCGCCACUCUUCCAAAAUCAUUUGCGCCAACUACAUCGUUAUCGCCCUCCACACCUAAAACACCCACCCGUUCCGUGUCAAGCUCGUCACUGCCCAAGCCAGGCAGUUCAUCGUCAUCUAAUGAACCAACUAAAUCACAGAGUUCCUACUUGCCACGUACAAACAACACCAGCAAUCCAUCCACCCCGACCACCACAAGAACACCGGUAAGCUCACCUUCCACUGCAUCUCCUGGUCAAAAGAAAGAUCUUCUCGAUUUUUGGAAGCAAAAAGAGAUUGAAGGUUCGCCAAAGGGUGGUUCACCAGCUUCGCCAAGAGUACGUUCUUCGCCACUUACCUCGUCCAGCCGAACUCCAACCUCGACAAAGUCAACUGGCACUCCACCUGCUUCGCCACUUCCAAAGAUUGGACAAUCACUCUCCGCAGCUGCAUCUGAAACAACAACCACCACCACAACAACAACUUCCAAUGGCUCGUCAGCAACCAAAAAGUCCACUACAACUCCUUCACCAAGUGUCUCACCAAUGAGUGCACGAAAAAAGACAACAACUGGUACCACUUCGACCACUACUACCUCCUCUACCAGUAGACCAUCCUCUUCAAACAGUAGUUCAAGACUCACAAACAGCACUAGCAGUUCAACUUCCAAAUCACCAUCACCAUCCAGCACAACACCUAGAUCGGCAUCACCAAGAACAUCAGCCUCACCAACACCAAGAGAUAGAAAACCACCUACAACACUCACCAAGAGAUCGUCUUCCACUGCACUACUCUCAAAUCUUCCAAACAAAAACAAAUCCACUACAAACUCUGCACAAUCAUCACCAUCGCAAUCACCUAAACCAGUUUCUCCAAUACCACCCGUUUCUACACCACCUGCCGUUGAACCAUCACAUGUUGAACCAGAGGUUGAAGUCGUUACCGCCCCAGUCAACCACUCAGAGAACCACAUAGUUAAAGAUCAAGUCGUAGAUGAAGUAGCAAUACAACCAGCAGAGCAAGUUAAAUCAUUGCAAGACGAGAUUAUCGAAGCAACAAAAGCAGAGGAACUGGUCGUUAUCAACACACCAACUGAACUAGUUGUCGUUGAACAACAAGAGGAAGAACCAUCACAACAACAACAACAACAACAACAACAACAACAACAACAACAACAACAACAACAACAACAACAACAACAACAAGAAACAACAGUAGUUUUCGAAUCAACUCAACAACAACCAGUUGACGAUUCAGUAAGAGAGAAGCAAGAAAUCAACCAAGAUCAACAAUCACAACAACAAAACGAUACUCAAGAGUCAUCGGAAAGAGCAAAGGAAACUACCUCUAUUCAAUUAAAUAAUGAGGAGAGAGAUGAUGAAGAUGAUGACAAAGAGAAUCAUAAAAAGAUUGAACAGAUCAAAAAAGAAGAUGAUGUAGAUCAAGUCGUCGAGAAAGUAGAAGAAUCAGAGGUUGAGCAAGUUAAACAAGAGGAUGUUAAAGUUGAAGAGCCGUCAGUUGUUAUUACACCAAUCAAAGAGGUAGCAGUUGAAGAAGAGAAACCAAAGGUAGUUGAAGCUGAACCAACAGUCGAGAUUAAACCAGCUGCAGCAACAGCAGUCGAAGAGGUUGUUGUUGCGCCACCUGUUGCCGUCGCUCUACAGCAAACACUAGAAGUACAACCAACACCAGCCGUUGAAACCAAAGAAAACAACAGUGAAAGCAACAACUCUGCAGAAGUAAUCGCCACCACCGAAGAGAAAUCCACUACACCAACCAAAAAGUUUAUUCCACCACCACUGAUCACCUCUGUUUCCUCACCUUCGUUGCAAUUGCCAAACAAAGACACAGCAAGCGAAGAUGAAAAUCCUGGAUCGAAAUCUUUCACACCACUUUCAGUAUCUAAUGAUCAACCAAGAUCGCUACACUCAUCACUUCUCCUUCAAUCCACAACACAACCAGCAGCCACCACUACCACACCAACACCAACACCAACACCAUCUAUAUCCAAACCAGCAAUUCCAAAGAUAAAUAUAGUCAACGACACCAAGUCUAUAUGGAAUAGAGCUUUUCCUACACUCCCGGUCGGUGUAGAUCUGCCACGUUUAGCCAAUUGUAUUUCUAUUUUUUCUUCUGACAAUGUAGACCUUGCGAAAAGCGCCACCUCCAACAAGACAGUUUUCGAUAUUCUUUGCGCACUCCAAACAUUCUUUAACCCAGAGUUUGUUGCUGACGCUCCAUUUAAAGAGAAAUAUAAUAGUUUUGAGAGAAAUGAUGACGGUACUUUUAUACCAAAAGUACUUAUAGAAUAUCUUGCUGCUGAAUAUCCAGAGAAAAUAUUAAAUUUACUUAAAGUUUGUACACAAUCAAUUAUUGCACCAUCCGUGAUUGAUUGUAGAAUGAAUAUUUGUAUGAUGAAGUUGAUCUUUAAGGAUGCAGGUGGAUCCAGUGGUUGGUCCAUUAAGAUUAGAAGAGAGGGAGACAAUAUUAUCGUUGCUCACAGUAAGAAGCAACAACAUUUCGAUAUCAGAAAAGAAGAAGAGUACUACGAAUUCACAUGGGAAUUGGAAAUGGUAUUCAAUCAAGAUGUCACCGAGAUGAAAAAUGUAUCAUUAUCCAUCUUAGAAUUGAAUUUCGGUGAAAAAACAAAACCAGAAAAGAAAGAAGAAUACAGAAAUAUAUUUGAAAAGCAUUUCAAAUCAAAUAAACCAAUAGAAACAAACAAUUAA